UUUUGGACUGUGUCACCAAAACACCUACACACACUAUUCACUGCUGCUCCUCUCUCCUUAUCCAUGGCGUCUACCUUCCUUACAUUGGCUAAACCGUUCACUUCUCACUCCACAAAUCUUCCUUCUUUCUCUCCUCAAAGACCCAUUGGUCUGAAAAGAAAUUCUUUGAGAAUUAAUGCCAUUUCCAAGAAAUGGGAACCCACAAAGGUUGUGCCGCAAGCUGAUAGAGUUUUGAUUCGGUUAGAGGAGUUGCCUGAGAAAUCUGCUGGUGGAGUUUUGCUCCCAAAAUCGGCAGUGAAGUUUGAGCGGUAUCUUAUGGGAGAAGUUCUCUCCGUUGGUGCUGAGGUUGCACAAGUAGAAACUGGAAAGAAGGUUCUUUUCUCUGACAUUAAUGCUUACGAGGUGGAUUUGGGUACUGAUGCAAGGCAUUGUUUCUGUAAGGAGAGCGAAUUGCUGGCUUUGGUUGAAUGAAGUGUCUCACAUUUGCAUUUACGUUAGGACGCUAAGUUUUGUCAGGUUCUUAGUGAAAAGACAGUAAGACUCUGGGAUGUGUCGUACAAUCUCAUCUUUUGUAGAACAAAAAUGUUGAAAUUUAUAUUUUGUGGAUCAUUUUCCUGAUUUACAGGCAGAAAUAUUGAGAUUUAAGUUAAAAUUGUCAAUUACACUAUCUAUGCCACCUCUUUUUAUCUAUUAA
Molecule: messenger RNA, 694 nt
Organism: Solanum tuberosum (potato)
Lineage: Eukaryota; Viridiplantae; Streptophyta; Magnoliopsida; Solanales; Solanaceae
Product: 10 kDa chaperonin
Exons: 7
Coding region: 64-471 (135 amino acids)
Cellular component (GO): mitochondrion; chloroplast
Molecular function (GO): metal ion binding; protein-folding chaperone binding; ATP binding
Source: RefSeq, a predicted model, not a curated record